AGCGGCCCUCUUACUUCGACAUCAUGGCGUAGCUCCGCGGACGGUCGAGGGGUAGCGGCUACUGGUGGGAGAAAUUCACAAACCGAGUGCUGUGGAGUUUGUAAAAAAACCGAAACCAGACGGAACGAACGAACGGAAAUAUUGCAUUUAUUUGAAGUGGAGUUUCGGAAUAUCAGUGACUGAAGAUGAUGUCUGAUGCCAGCGACAUGUUGGCCGCUGCCCUGGAGCAGAUGGAUGGCAUCAUAGCAGGCUCCAAGGCUCUGGACUACUCCAAUGGUAUUUUUGACUGCCAGUCGCCUACAUCCCCUUUCAUGGGUAGUUUGCGGGCGCUUCACCUUUUGGAAGACCUGAGAAGCGUCCUGGAGUUGAUGGACACAGAGGAAAGGGAGAGUCUACGCUGCCAGAUACCUGAUUCCACAGCUGACAGCUUGGUCGAGUGGCUCCAUGGUCACCUGUCCAAUGGGCACAUCUCUUUGAGUGGAGGUGACCACUACCAGGAAAGGCUUUCCCGACUAGAGAGUGAUAAGGAGUCUUUGGUGCUUCAGGUGAGUGUGCUGACGGACCAGGUGGAGGCUCAGGGAGAGAAGAUUCGGGAUCUGGAUAUAUGUUUGGAUGAGCACAGAGAGAAACUCAACUCCACUGAGGAGAUGCUGCAACAGGAGCUGCUGUGCAGAGGUGCACUGGAGAACCAGAAGAUCGAGCUGAUGUCUGAAGUGUCCAACCUCAAGCUGAAGCUGAACGGCAUACAGAAGGACAGGCUAGACUUUGAUGACAGAUUCAGGGACAGUGAGGAUUUGAUUCUUGAAAUUAAUGAACUGCGGUACAGAUUGACAGACCUGGAAAGUGAGAAACUACAGUAUGAAAAGAAACUUAAAUCUACAAAGUCACUAAUGGCCAAGCUUUCUAGCCUGAAAAUCAAAAUGGGCCAGAUGCAGUAUGAGAAACAGAGGAGAGAGCACAUACUCCAGGCUAUGAAGGAGGAGCUUGCCAUACUGAGGAGGCAGCUGGAGGGCAAAGAUGGAGAGAUGAGGAGGCUACAGGACGAUACGGGCUUCAAAGCCGUCUCCCCUAGCAGUGCAGAUCCCGCAGAGAGAGUCUCUCAUCCAGAUGAAACUCUUAGAAAGAGGCUGAAAGAAAAACAUGUGGAAGUGCAGAGAAUGAAAAAGGCAGUUGAGUCGUUGAUGGCAGCAAAUGAAGAAAAGGAUCGUAAGAUUGAGGAACUGAAGCAGUCGCUUUUGCGGUACAAGAAAGUUCAAGACAUGGUGAUGUCAGUGCAAGGAAAGAAAGAGAAGACGAAGGAUAACGAGCAUGUUGAGAGCCCUGGGGACGGAUCCGUUGCAUUCUUGUGUGCCAGCCCUGUGUCUGUGGAAUCUGAAAAGCCAGAAGUUACAGAUGUUGAACAACUGAAAAGGAAAAGCCCAGAUGAGCUGGAGAGCCUCAACGGACUGAGCGAAGAGCCCUCGCCUACUCCCAGCCCUUCAGAUCUAGAGCGAGUUUCAGAGUCUUCACCAACAGAUGCAGAAAGCAGCCAAGAUGCCGCCAAGACCGUGAGCCAGGACCACCUGGACAGGGGCAGUAAUGACAAGAGUACAAGUGAAGAGGUCAGUAAGAUGAGCGAAAAGCCUCCCAUCGGUCCCUCUGCCACACUGCCGGCCAGCACAGAUGACGACAGCUUCGGCUCAAGAAAGGCACGUUCAUCUUUUGGAAAGGGAUUCUUCAAGAUCCGUGGGGGAAAGAAGACGAACAGUACCCCUAACCUUGACCGCUGCAGGAGUGCGAGUGCGCCUAUGCUAGCUGAAACGGAGCGACAGGGCACCGACCAUCUGGAUUUGGCCGGGCUGCCACAGAGGUCGACUAACAGCGACAGCACACACACCCUCCCUACGACCCCAGAGAACAAGAAAAAAUCCAAAGGAAUAAAGAAACUCUUUGGGAAGCUAAAAAGAAGCCAGUCUACCACUUUUAACCUGGAUGAUAACCUACCAGAGGGGGAGUUCAAGCGGGGAGGAGUGCGAGCCACAGCAGGACCCAGACUGGGCUGGUCUCGUGACCUCCAACGAGUUAAUAAUGACGUGGACGCUCCUUUUGCGCGUUGGUCAAAGGAUCAGGUCUGUGAUUGGCUGCAGGAGCAGGGUCUCGGUCUUUAUGUGAACAUGGCUCGUGUUUGGAUCUCCUCUGGACAGACGCUGCUGCAGGCCUCACAACAGGACCUAGAGAGGGAGCUGGGCAUCAAACACCCGCUGCACAGAAAGAAGCUGCAGCUGUCUCUGCAGGCCCUCGGCUCAGAGGAGGAGGAUAAUAAGGGAAAGCUGGACUACAACUGGGUGACAAGAUGGCUGGAUGACAUCGGAUUGCCUCAGUAUAAGACCCAGUUUGACGAAGGGAGGGUGGACGGUCGCAUGCUGCACUACAUGACAGUGGAUGACCUCCUUUCUCUGAAGGUGGGAAGUGUCCUUCAUCACCUCAGUAUCAAGAGAGCUAUUCAGGUUCUCCGACUCAACAGCUAUGAGCCCAACUGUUUGCGUCGGAGGCCAUCAGACGAGAACAAUAUUUCGCCUGCAGAGAUUUCCCAGUGGACCAACCACAGGGUGAUGGAGUGGCUGCGGUCUGUGGACCUCGCUGAAUAUGCUCCUAACCUGAGAGGCAGCGGCGUGCAUGGAGGCCUAAUGGUUCUGGAGCCACGAUUCAACGUGGAGACCAUGGCUUUGCUGCUGAACAUCCCCCCCAACAAGACUCUCCUGCGUCGCCACCUUGCCACACAUUUCAACCUGCUCAUCGGCUCAGAGGCCCAGCAGCUCAAACAGGAGUGUCUUGAAAACCCAGACUACACUUUGCUUACUGCAACCACUAAAGUCAAACCAAAGAAACUGUCAUUCGGUAACUUUGGCAGUUUGAGGAAGAAGAAGCAGGAAGAGAACGAGGAGUAUGUGUGUCCGAUGGACGUGGAGAUGCCAAAGGGUCGAAGCUUCCAGAAAGGCUUCGAGCUCCAAAUCUAUGAGGAUGAUCUUGACAAACUAGAACAGAUGGAGGACUCUGAGGGAACUGUGAGGCAGAUUGGAGCUUUCUCUGAGGGUAUUCAGAAUCUGACGAGCAUGCUGAAAGACGACGAAUUCUUCAAAGAGAUUUCAAAUUCACCGAACCCCAGUGUAACAGACGACGACUCCAACGCGUGAGACUGUCGGCAUCAGACCUGGUCCUGCUGUGAAUGAAACUCUGUGCCAACCUUUUCCACUUGCACACGUGUCCCAACAAAUCCCAAGAAUGCUCCCUUUUUAGUGUCAUGUUCAACGAAGAGCCAAAAGUAUUACAGCGUCAGUCUUUUUGCGGGUUUUAAAUGAUGGUGUUGUGAAAGCGGCCACCAUUACUCCUGAACUUUGCCUCCGUUUCUGUCGUCUGAUGUCAGAGGGAACGCUAAGGACAACGCCACUGCUCGCCUGCCAGCUGGUUUCUGGAGAUGUUUUGUUCUCUGUGUUUGUGACGGAACUGAAAUGUUAACCAGCAGCGAAUGACAUCUAGAGAAUAUAGAUUUAAUAUAUGUCUUUGGAAUCGCCUUCUGACUGUAGAGAUGUUGCAGAAAAGAGAUGAACUUGGUAGGAGUAGAAGUUAAAUGCUGAGAAUAUGUUCCUGUUUUUUGAAGUUAGUGUAAAAAUAAUAACUCCAAAACAGCUGCUAUGUUUUCUACACAACUGAACCCUGCUAAUUAAAUGAUAAUGGUCUUAUAUUUUAUCUUUUUCUGAAUAUUUUCAGUAGUACUCCUGCAUUUGCACAUAUACAUAUACAGUACAAAGCCUAAUGAAUAUCAUUGCAUGGAACUGAAAACCGACACAUUCGUGUAAGAGCUUGUCAUAGUUUUGUUUUGUUUUUUUAAACCAAAAAACAAUUUUAAAUGGGAACCUGCUGGCUGACACAUGGGGAAACGUGGCAUAUUCAGAUUUGUAAUGCAACUCGACCACACCUGAAAAAAUAGAUUGUAUUGUUGUUGUUUUUUUUACACUUAUCCAAAUAUUAAGAUCAAUAAAGUGAUUUAAAUAAG
Acanthochromis polyacanthus (spiny chromis) is the source of this 4033-nucleotide messenger RNA. RefSeq names its product PPFIA binding protein 1b (gene ppfibp1b). NCBI's taxonomy places the organism in Eukaryota, Metazoa, Chordata, Actinopteri, Pomacentridae. Bases 186 to 3173 code for a protein of 995 amino acids. Gene Ontology annotation, biological process: neuromuscular junction development. The record is from RefSeq and is a predicted model, not a curated record. Gene Ontology annotation, cellular component: presynaptic active zone. Gene Ontology annotation, molecular function: protein binding. The transcript is spliced from 28 exons.